Vollenhovia emeryi is the source of this 10226-nucleotide messenger RNA. RefSeq names its product leucine-rich repeat serine/threonine-protein kinase 1 (gene Lrrk). Gene Ontology annotation, molecular function: ATP binding; protein kinase activity; protein binding. Bases 751 to 8217 code for a protein of 2488 amino acids. The transcript is spliced from 3 exons. The record is from RefSeq and is a predicted model, not a curated record. Gene Ontology annotation, biological process: protein phosphorylation. NCBI's taxonomy places the organism in Eukaryota, Metazoa, Arthropoda, Insecta, Hymenoptera, Formicidae.
CGGUAGCUAUGUAAUUCACCAUACGCGACUCAUGCACGUAGAGAGGCGCUCGGCGAAUUCCGAAGAAAAGCCGAGCGUGUCCGCUCUCCGGACUUCGGAGUUCGGUGUUUCGGUGCGCGCCGUCGCGCGACGACAGUGAGCGAGUCCCGUCAGUCCUACUUCGCACUUGCCGCUCCGUUUUUCGCGACUCCCGGAGUCCGUCAGUGGUGUCGCGCGACAGGAAUGUCUUCUCACGGGCGUCACCCGGACCCGCGGACCACGCGUCGGUCACCAAGUGACCGCGAUCCCCCGGUUUCCGUGGAAAACGCGCGUGUGCUCUGCCCGCGACGAACGACGCUUCUACGUCGCCGCUGAUCCCUGGCCGCGAGACGCGGCCGCCGGCUCGCGCGUCAAAUGGCAAAGUUCUCGCGAAGCCUCACCGAGCCGACGUGAGUCCGGAUUUGGUUCCUCGAGCGACGCAGUUCGGUGCGUCGGUCUGCAGCGUGUCAGCGAGGUGAGCGUCGUUUGCGAUGUAUGAGGGAUUGGUGCUCGUGAGGAUUGCCGGCUCGAUUCAACCGACAUUGUUGCAGAAUGCACUCCGGAGGAGGCGAUGACGAAGCGGGGAGAAGUGGCAUUAGCGGUAGCAGCCAUGUAACGGGGUCGUAAACAGGAUUUGUGAACGUGAGAGGGUAAAAGUUACGCUCUUUAGUCGCCACGUUUGUCGCUGCCGUGCAGAUUCGAGAGCGACGCGGUAUCGUCGCGGGUGCCGCGAUGGAGGACUACACGCCGAUCGACGAGGACUUCCCGGGCCGGUUGCUGCACCAGGCCGCGCUCUGGGACAACGCCGAGCUGCUGGAGGACCUGCUGCGCGGCGAGCACGCCCAGUACAUCAACAGCAAGGACUCCUGGGGCAGGACGCCGAUGCACGCGGCCGCGAUCACGGACAACUCCCGCUGCCUGGACGUCCUGCUGACCGCCGGGGCCGACCCGAACGUCACCUGCGGCCCCCGCGGCCACCACCGCACGCCGUUGCACGUCUGCGCGGAGCACGGCCACGCCGGCAACGUGGAGAAGCUGCUGGGCUUCGACGCGGACCUAAUGAUCCGCGACGACGACGGCCUGCGGCCCCUCGACGUCGCCGAGAAGGGCAACCACGACGCCUGCAUCCACCUGCUGAAGGCGGCGGCCGAGAAGUACGAGCUCGCCAAACAGGCGACACACGCCUCCCUACGCGCCGCCUGUAUCCAGGGUGACACCGUGGCCACCCGGAACAUCAUCCAGGGCCUGUCGACCGAUCUCGAGUGCGUGGUGAACAUGGCGCCGAACGGCGCCAACACGCUGCUCUUCGUCGCCUGCGAGAGCGGCCACAAGGACAUCGUGCGGCUGCUGCUGGAUCACGGCGCCGACUGCAGGAUCCAUCCGGUGACCAAGUACUGUCCGCUCUACAUAGCGUGCUACCACGGCAAGCUGGAGAUCGUCGAGCUGUUGCUGCGGCACUUCCCCAAGCAGGCGCAGCAGUUCACGGUGGAGCGCUGGCUGCCGAUUCACGCGGCGACGAUAAACGGCCAUCACCCGGUGAUCGACGCGCUGCUCAAGUUCGAGUAUCCGCAGCACGUUUAUCAACGCUACAGGGACCCGUCCGGCGAGUUCGAGUACGACCUACCGUUCGACAUUAACGCGCAGGACGUCACCGGACAGCACGCGCUCUACAUAGCCAGCAUGCUGGGCAACGUCAAGUGCGUCGAGCUGCUGCUGGGUUACCGGGUGAAGGCGAGGACGACCAAAGAGGAGGACGGCGUGGGCGGCGCGCAGCAACUGCCGGUGUCGAAGCGCAAGAUCUCCAGUGGCAUUCAGAGGCUGAUGUCGUCGCUCAAUUUCCGCAGCAAGACGCCCACGGACAAGAAGGACGAGAAAAUGAUAUAUCCGGUGAAUCUGGAUCUCUACUGCAACAACGGCUGCGAGACGGCGCUGCACGCGGCCGUCAGGGGCAGGCACACCGAGGUGGUGAACGCUCUCCUUCAGGCGGGCGCUAAUCUCGAGCUGCCUGUCAAAGUCCCGUACGAUCAGAGCGAUCCCGACGGCAACUACUCGAACGUACUGACGAUCGCGUGCCAGAAUCGCGACGUGAAGAUUGCGGAUCUGCUGCUGAAGCACGGCGCCAUCGACAACGAGUGCAAGGCGCUCAAGAUCGCCGCGCAGAAUCGCGACGAGGCGCUGACCGCGAAACUACUGUCGAUCAAGGCGCAUCCGGACUCCGAGUACAAGAUCAACAAGAAGGCGAUGACCGAGUGCACGCAGAGCUCGCACUUCUCCGCACUGUCGUCCUUCGGCCACGUCACCUACUCCGCUCUGUUCCCUAAGACACCCACGAUGAUCAACUGGCACGACCAGCAGUGCCGUCUCUCGCAGAUCCGGCUGCAGUGGUUGAUCGACGCCGUGCUGCACGUCAACAAGAAGCUGAGUCCGAGGAACAACGAUCUGGUGCUGUACGCCAUCACGCGGAUCGACAUCUCCCACAACUCCAUCACCUCCGUACCGUCCAUCAUGUUCUACUUACAGAGCCUGCGGUACCUCAACAUGGCGCAGAACAAGAUCGACGCCCUCACGGCCGACUCGAAGAAUCCCAAGGACAAGCUGUGCCCGGUUCUAGAGGAGAUGUACUUGCAAGACAAUCGACUGGAGCAGCUGCCGGAAUUCAUCAUGAACUUACCGGCGCUUGAGAUCAUGGACGUGUCCAACAACAAGCUGCAGUGUCUGCCGCAGAACCUGUGGCGCGCGCCGAAGUUAAAGGAGCUGAACGCAUCGUUCAAUCUGCUGCGCGAUCUGCCCAGCCAGGCGUCGCAGAACGUCCUGAGGAAACCGCAACGUGGCGACGAGGCGCAGCAGAACGGCACCAACUUCCGCGGACUGGCCGCUGUGCCGCGAAUAGAGUCCAUGGAAUUCGAUUCGUUCGCGAAGAUCGCGAACGCGCAGGUGAUCGAGAUGGAACGACCGCACGUAUGGAUCAGCUCAGUCCAAGUGUCGGAGAGGAUGAGCGACGACACGGAGAACGGCAACAAGUCGGUGCUGGCGUCGUUGAAUCUGGCGCACAACCUUUUCAAUAGCAUUCCCGUGGCGCUGCCGUGUCUGGCGGUGAGCCUGGUGCGGCUGAACAUGGCGUACAACUCGCUGCGCUCGAUGAGCCACAUCACCUCGUAUCCGGCGAGUCUAAAACAACUGGACCUGUCCAACAAUCAGAUCACACGAUGGCCCAGUCUGCCGCAGGUCGACAGUUCCGACAGCAUGGAGCAAGCGAACACGGCCUGCUACUGCCCGACCGCCAACGCGCAAUCGCCGAGCAUCGUGCCCAGCAACCGGCAGACACCCGCGUCGAUGCGCGACAUCGUGUUGCAAUCGGUGUGCGCCCACAGGCGGCAUCUGCGGCUGGAGAACCUGCGCACCCUGAUACUUGCGAACAAUCUGCUCAAUCGCAUCCAACUGACGUCGUGCGACGACGGCGAGAUGCCGUGUUUGGAGGAGGAACGCGGGGAUUCGGACAGAGACCCGAAGAUCGGGCAUCCGGGAUCAAAACUGUACUUGCUCUUUCCCAAUGUCAGUAUGUUGGAUAUCAGCAAUAAUCAACUGCGCGAGAUACCGCACAACAUCUACGAGCUGAGUAAUCUGUCGGUGCUGAAUAUCAGCGGCAACUACGAAAUCGUCGAGCUGCCGCCGCAGAUGGGUUUGCUGGGUCGUCUGUGGAACUUGAACACUCAAGGCUGCCGGUUACAGGAGCCGCUCAAGUCGAUGAUCGAGUCGAAGAAAUACAAGACCAUGGACGUGAUCGGUUACCUCAAGUCGAUCCUGGAGGACGCGAAGGCGUACGCGCGCAUGAAACUGAUGAUCGUCGGUAUUCAGGGGAUCGGCAAGACGAGUCUGCUGGAGCAGCUGCGGCAGGAGGGCGAGGUGCCGAGCAAGAAGAAGUCGUCGGAACAUUGGGCCAAGCGGAUGGGCAACAAGAACAUCAACGCGAAGACCGCCAAGGGUACGACCAUUUCGACCGUGGGCGUGGACAUUGGCGAUUGGAUUUACGAGAAGAAAGUCCGCGGACAAUCGUCCCACGGGUCGGUCUACUUCAGAACCUGGGACUUUGGCGGUCAGCGCGAGUACUACGCGACGCAUCAGUAUUUCCUGUCGAAGCGCAGUCUGUAUCUGGUCGUGUGGCGGAUCACGGACGGCUUCAAAGGCGUCUCCGAGAUCUUUCAGUGGCUGGUGAACAUUCAGAGCAGAGCGCCUAACUCGCCGGUCAUCAUCGUCGGCACGCAUUACGACGUUGCCUAUGAGCACAGCGAGAGCCUGCAACAGUACAUUCGCGAUAAAUUCAUCAACGUGGUCGACGCCGAGAAGUGCGGUCUGCCCAAAGUCAUGGAGACGAUCGAGGUGAGCUGCAAGACGCGUCACAACAUCAAGAUGCUGUGCAACCUCGUCUACGACGUAGUCUUCAGUUUGAGGUCGCCCGGCAGUAAGGAACUGUUACUGGAGCAGAAGGUCCCGGCGAGUUACCUAGCGCUGGAAGACGUGGUGAUCCAAUUGGCGCACGACAGAAAGCUAUCCGGCCUGGACCCGGUGCUAAAAGCCGACCAGUACUACGCAGCCGUCAAUAACGAGCUUCAAAAGCUACACAGAUCCUUCAGAGAUCCCGCCGAGUUGCACCAGGCGACGUUGUUCCUUCACGAGAACGGUAUAAUCUUGCACUAUGACGAUGCCACUUUGAAAGACCUCUAUUUCUUAGACCCGCAAUGGCUCUGCGACAUGCUGGCCCACGUGGUCACCAUACGAGAGAUCAAUCCGUUCGCCAGAUCGGGAAUAAUGAAACUGGACGAUAUCCAACACGUAUUCAAGUCCUCCACGAUAUCGUCGAUUGACACCCAAGGCUACAUUGUUAGCUUGCUCAACAAGUUCGAGGUUGCUCUGACGUGGGACUGCCGCACGCUGUUGAUACCGUCCCUCUUACCGACCGAGGAGGAUAUUCUGCGCAAUAAUCAGAUCAUCAAGGUACCGGUGAAGACGCGCGGUUGGCACGUACGUGCCAAGAAGAUCACGUCGCCUACAUUUGCGUGCCUGGGUGGACCAACCAGCGACAAUAAAAAUAACGCUGAAUGCGUGCUCACAUCGAGAUCCCAACCCGACUGCUCCGUUACCAGACUGUUGCUCAUGUCGUAUUUUCCCAGCGGCUUUUGGUCCCGACUGAUCACCCGGAUCCUCGCGGACGACGCUAUCGUCGAUAUCGUCAUGUCGUUCCUGGCGCCGUUCAAGGACUUCGUCGACGACAACAUUUUCGCCAGUCUACUGGAUCUACAGGCUGAGUGGGUGCUCUGGCAGACGGGGAUCGAGCUGCGAUACUCCGGCAUCACGUUGCUACGUUUGAAGGAAGUCUGUUACAAUCUGAAGAACUCGCCGUACGAUUACAGGCAGUUUAAGUUCAAGUUGAAACAAGACGGUAUUUGGUGCACGGUGGACCUAAAGAAUUCUGCUAUUUUAGAGAUUUGGUUCCCGGUGGAUACCCUGGUGAUCAAGCAGCCCAUCAUGUCCGAUUCCGUGGACGAGGAGCCGAUGGGCUACCAAGCGAUUGUGGUGGAGCCACGGCCCGAGAGCAUGCCGCAGUUAAUGGCGCUGAUCGUCGAUCACAUCGACAUCCUGCUGGAAGACUGGUACCCGACACUGGGCACACGUUUCGUCCACACGUCGGAGGGUAAAUUACUGGUCACAAGGUUGAUACCGUGUCCGCGCUGCUUGCUCGGCAACACCGAGAACGGCGACGGCGAGUCGAGCGACAGCGAUGGCCGUCUGAUCGAGGACAUCCAGAAGUACUGCGCCGUAAAUCGCACCGAGAGACAGAGCCAGGACAGUUACAAGUCCGACGGCGACAGUGGCGUCGGUUACGACAGUCUGACGUCCAGCAGAAUGCCGUCGCUCGAGGGACACCCGGACGUGUCGAAGCAGCAGAGUUCCUCGCAUUCCGAAAACACUCUCGUGUAUUCCUGGAUGGUGGAGGAGUGCAUAUUGGCGGCGUACAGCAGCAAGCCUAUCGGCUGCCCGAGGCAUUCGGAGAUCCCGCUGUCGCACGUCGCGCCAGAUAUCAUCUUCAUGGAUCUCGGCGCCAAGCACCUGAUCAAGUCGGAGGACUUGAAGCGGGGCAAGUUGCUGGGCCGCGGCGCCUUCGGCUUCGUCUUCCGCGGCAACUGCCGGCUGCCCGGCACGCACGUCCGCGCCGACGUGGCCAUCAAGAUGUUGCAACCAGUCUCGCCGGGCCCGAACUCCACGCAGUCUGCGAUCCUCGCGUACAAGGCGUCACAGAGCAAGUGGGACCGCGACCCGUUGCAGUAUGCCUGCAAGGCGUAUUGCAUGGCGCGUCAGGAGCUCAAUAUCUUGCUGACGCUCAGGCACGCCAAUAUCGUGCCCCUGAUCGGUAUAGUCGUCAGUCCUUUAGCUCUCGUGCUGGAUCUAGCGCCUCAGGGCGCGCUGGACGCCGUCCUGAAGAACUAUCGUCGCUCCGGGGCCAAGCUAGAUCCCUACACUCUUCAGGCAAUAAUCCUUCAGGUCGCCAAGGCGGUGGAGUACCUGCACCAGCAGCACGUUAUCUACCGCGACCUCAAAUCUGAGAACGUGCUGGUGUGGCAGAUGCCGUUGCCGUUUCAGGAGAGUCCAGAACCGGCGCACGUCAAGGUCGCCGAUUACGGUAUCUCGAGGCUGACGCUGCCUACGGGAGCGAAGGGUUUCGGUGGUACAGAGGGCUUCAUGGCGCCUGAAAUCAUCAGAUACAACGGCGAGGAGGAGUACACAGAGAAGGUGGACUCGUUCUCGUUCGGCAUGUUCAUCUACGAGCUCGUCACGCUGCGCCAACCGUUCGAGGGUCACGAGGCGGUGAAGGAAUGCAUCCUGGAGGGCGGCAGACCACCGCUCAUGUACCGAGAGACUUUCCAUCCGUGCUACGCGCUCGACUUGAUGGUGAUCUGCUGGGCGCAGAACCCGAAGGACCGGCCGACUGCCAGUCAGAUCGUCUCGAUCGCCUCCGCACCCGAGUUCACGCAUCUGAUAGACGUAACCCUGUUGACGGAACGCACGCAGGUGACGGCGGUGACCAUGACCAAUCAUUAUGGUAACAGCGGGCAGAACGACGCGACGGAGGGUCUCAACGGUGACGAGAUCUGGUUCGGACACAAUAACGGCGAGGUGGAUAUGCUGUUGGGCACUCAGAAGGGCUGGCUGCGCCACGUGCGCAUCGAGACACCGGUGAUACCGUAUGCCAUGUGCGGCGUGGACGGCUACAUCUGGAUCGGCGACAACGCCGGCCAGGUGCACGUCUAUCUGUGCGGCAACUUCGGCUGCGUGGCCAGCCACAGUCUGGAGGCGGAUCACAGCAGGGAGUCCAAAGUGGUCGGGCUGAUCCAUCUGGAGCAGCUGAAGCAGUUCGCCAUAGCCCUGCACAGCGGCCGGAUCUUUUUGCUGUCCAACUCGUUCACGCAGAUGAGGAAGACGGAGGUCACCGGCAACGGUGGCACGGAAACGGCGCGCAACGGCGCCGACGUCAAGACCUACUCGCUUGCCGCGGUCUGCCGGAAGAGACGCGUGCUGGAGCUCUGGGCGGGCCAGAGCUACGGCCGGAUAUCCGUUUACACGUUGAAGGACGGCAAUCUGAUCGACACGACGCAGCUGUCUCACUGCACCGGGACUGCCAACGAAGCCGCAAUGAGGAAUCUCUUCGCUACGUAUCUGAUCGGCGCGGCGACCGAAAGCUUCGUCUUCUCGUAUACGUAUCCGGGCUGCGUGGUGUACCAGUGGGACGUGGAUAGCCGGCAGAUCGUCAAUAAGCUCGAUAUGUCCAAGCUGGUACCGUGCUCCGAGAGUCUCAAGUCCAUCGCCAUCGAGGAGAAUCUGUCGACGGAGAAGUGUCAGGUGACCGCGCUUGAGGCCAGCGGCGGCCAGCUAUACAUCGGCACCACCUGGGGUUGCAUCGUCGUCGCCGAGUGCGGCACCCUACGUCCCGUCACCGUGUUCCGGCCGUUCGAGGGCAAGGUCUGCCAGAUCAUCACUCUCAGGUCCACCGACAAGAAGAGGGCGGUGCUGGCGACCGUCGGCCAGGGAUAUCGCAGCCUGAUCGCGCGGUACACCGACUUCCCCAUAAAGAGUCUGGAGAACGAGGAGCUCAGGCACGGCAUGUACACCCUGCUGUGGCGAUCGGAGAACUGGUCGGCAGCUUGAUUCUCCCGGAGAUCGUAAGAUCUCCCGUGUCCUCAGGUGCAUUUGGCAAACCGUAUUUUUUUUUAGCGUUUGACAUUACCUCGUACGAAGAUGACGAUACAAAUAAGCAACAUUUAAUGCCGAAUGCGCAGUGAGAAGCUGGACCUAGUCCAGUCCAGUGUCCUUUCAAUGAAUGCCGGUAGAAGGAAAUUUUCGUCGUAAUGAGAUUCGGUGCCAAUAUAAGAGAUGUUACAAUUCGAUGUGACAAAAUUUCGAAGAGUACAUUGUGAUGGAAUUCUCUUCUUCGGCAGCAUAGUACCGGAAGUGCUUAAGUGGUGCGAAGUUCAACUGAGCGAUGUGUGCGCUCAGUGAAUCUUAUACGUCCAAUAGUAUAGUACCUAGCACGUAAAGGAUUGAUUACGCUAAUAAGCGUGCUUGACGCUCGGGAAUAGAAAUCGCCCUCGAAAAAAAAAGAAGAAAUUGGAAGAGCGAACGACAUCGCAGGUGUCUCGCAGUGCUCCCGCGUGCACGCUUAUUAACGAACACCCUGUAAUAAUGAACACAGGCUGUAAACUGAUGCUCUUUCGUUCGUCCAAGUUACAGCAUUACCAAGUAAUAAGAAAAACAUUCUUAUUUUGUAUAAAACUAAGUCCUAAGCAAAUAGUCUAACGGUAUUUUAACGUAUGUUUUCGCUUGUAUAAUCGAACCUUACGAGAGUCACGCUAUUUAAGUAUUUAUGUAACGGCAGGAGAGGAAUAUUAAAUGCAAAUCUCUGUCUCGUCACCGCGUGACAGAGGGACAUGGGGAAGGGAGGACACUUUUCGGAUAUUCUCAACUGAUAUUAACUGAGCUGUUUUAGAUAUCAAAGAGCUAUUUUUAGCACCAUCAAUUACCUUUUAUAAUAUUGUUAAUGUUAAGAUUUCGAUAAGUUUUACUGCUGACGCUAAUCUCGGAGACGAUAUAGAUAUACGAUUUCUAGGCCACACUCGCGCAUCUUUCUGUACGAUUCAGUUACAACACGUCCAAAGUGAUAUCUUUCGGACGGAUACCGCGAGUUUUACCGAGAUUUAAGUCUAAUCGAACCGAAGGUUGUGGGACACGAUGUUUAAAUAUGUUAGAAUUAACUUAUUACAAUGUAACACUGGGAAGAUACAAGACCACACGUACACGUUACAAGUAUUCUUGCUCAAUGAAAUCAUUCAAUUUCGAUCCAUUAUUUAAUUGCACAGAAACGAUCAGUGUAUCCCAAGUGUAAUCGAUGUGAUAUGAAAUACUCAGCGAAGGAGAACGUAAAAUGUUGUCACAAAACUGUUAUAUUAUUUUUAAUUAUGACGCUCCUUAAUUGCGCUUAACGACGAGAAACCCUUUGCUAGAAAUUUUAUUUUACUCGGCAGAUAUUCCUUCUCGACGUGCUAAGCGUCUCUCGGGACUUUUCAUUGCAGCAUUUAUAUAAAGCAAUAAAAUGAAAAGUAACGACGUAACACAACUUGCACAUUUCAAUUCGCUGGUAAACGCAUUUAAGCAAGAAGCGACACUCGAGGCUAGGAAACGUAAUGCGCUCUCGGUUGAGAGUAUUUUCAAUUAUGUAACACAAUACGUACUUUCGACUAUUAUGUUCUCGGAUCGGUGCGUUCGGUGCAGCUAUGUCUUUAGUUUGCAAGUAGUGCGUUUUAUAUUUAUUUUUUUAAUUACUCGUACCUGCAGCGCGCACGAAGCAAACCACCAGUGACAUUAUACGCAGCUUGUAUCCCCUUUUUCCCCCCCAACACCACUGUUGUAAAAGAGCCAGAAAUUACGUAUUCGAUUUAUUAAUUAAGUAUUCGCCCUGGAUUAUGGCGGACGAUUAGUGUCGCAACCAAACGAGAAAUUAUUGCGAUCGAGAAUUUUUUCGCGAUUGAUCUCCGCACGUCAAGUGCAUCGUCGUACAUUCGCGUUUACCCGCACUCAUCGACAUAAGUUAUAACUUUGCAGGAACUCAUUGUUAUUUAAUGUAUUGAUUGUCACGAAAUAUAAACACUGUUGUUGAACAA